This is a messenger RNA of Fusarium verticillioides 7600, 414 nucleotides long. RefSeq lists its product as hypothetical. The record is from RefSeq and is a predicted model, not a curated record. NCBI's taxonomy places the organism in Eukaryota, Fungi, Ascomycota, Sordariomycetes, Hypocreales, Nectriaceae. The coding region runs from base 1 to 414 and encodes 137 amino acids. The transcript has a single exon.
AUGACCGCCGACAAGAGCCUGCUCAUUGGCGUGGAGAACCUGUCGAUUUCGGUUCCUUUCAAGGCUCUGUAUGCCUUCUUGGAUAAGGCAGAGAACAUACAGCGUCUCCGCAGCGUCAAACAGAAACCUCGACUCAAUGGCAUCCCGGUCAAGCUCGCAGAACCACCUUCCAGCUCCCCGGAAGAAGAGCUUGCAUCCGCAGACGAGAAAAUCUUCGCUGAGCAGGAGAAAACCGAGAUGAAUAAGGCUAAGGAGGGCGACCGCGGUGUCUUCCACCCUGUCGAAGACGACAUCAAGGGCCAACCCAAUGUCUUGACACGCUCAGCGUUGAAGAAGCGAGCUGCGCCCCCCGACAAUGGCCCCGACCUCGAUGUCACAAAGCGCCGCCCCGGCUCGGAGCGACGCAGAGGUUGA